This is a messenger RNA of Orbicella faveolata, 3687 nucleotides long. RefSeq names its product general transcription factor 3C polypeptide 1-like. Lineage: Eukaryota; Metazoa; Cnidaria; Anthozoa; Scleractinia; Merulinidae. Gene Ontology annotation, cellular component: transcription factor TFIIIC complex. Gene Ontology annotation, molecular function: DNA binding. Gene Ontology annotation, biological process: 5S class rRNA transcription by RNA polymerase III; transcription initiation at RNA polymerase III promoter. The record is from RefSeq and is a predicted model, not a curated record.
AAAGAUAGAGUGAUUCAAAAUACAAAAUUUUUGUAAAAUCGCCAAACUUAAGUGUCACGAAAUAUGCGCACCCCCAAAUCAUGAAAUAAACGUGUCGCAAAAAUUUCAAGUAAUAAGGUAGCCAAACAAAACACUUAGCUAGUAAAAAAGGUUUUGGCUAGUAACAUCUAAGUUAUUACUAGUCACUAGGCUAGUAAGUUGAAAAGAUAGUGUGGAGCCCUGUUCCAAGUUCCUCGAUCAAAAGAGCUUCCAUGGAAGUUGAGGAAGGGUGGUAGGUCACGCUUUGCAGUACACUUGGCAGACAAAUUUCUCUAGGUUUUUAGUUGAGUCGGCAGUUCUCUGUUGGCCAAUUGGUUUUGGAUAAGACCCACUCCAGGCUCUUUGAAACAGUUGAUCACGGGUUGAUCAUCAUCGAAUGCCAUGUAAGCUUUCACCCAGGUCUUCUUAGUGAUGCCAACAAACUUCCCUCCCCAGUCGGCUCAGGUGAGUGGUGUAAUCCAAUCAGACCUUGUCACUUGUGUAUUCCAAUCGCUCAGACUCUCUGAAUAACAUCAAUCUCUCUGUAGUUUAGGCCCUUUCCUGUCAAAAACAUCAGCCUAUUCAGGCUUACAUGAUGUCCCCUGGAAACCAAGUCGAGCAGCAGGACUAGUACGUCAGUGUCUGGCAAGGAUACACAAAUCUUGUGCGGCAAAUGCUCAUUUAGGGAAUGCAACACUUGGUUAGGGAUGAGCGUGUUCUCUUCUUCGUGGGUGUGUUCUCCUUCACAGGCAAGAUGUUUGAUUUUGUUAUCAUAAAACAAAACCAGCUUGAUGGCUGUGUUGCUGGAGAAGUGCGCUAAUAAUUCCAUUGGCGAACAAAGUGACCAGCAUGCUUUUGGACUUUGAUAAUGACAGAAGGUUCUUGGUGGAUCACGGACAUGCUUUCUGUUGAGGUAAACAUUCCCAAUGAGAUAUUAAACAUGGAUGUAUCAGAAAACACUGAACAACAGACAAAUCAAACAAUCGAGGAUGAAGGUACAACCCAAUCAACAAAACCUAUGCUAACUGAGAAAACCAAAGGAAAAAGUGCCAGUCUACCUUCAGCAAAGGCAAGAACUUCUGAAAAUAGAGAAUUUGCAACCAGAAAGGUAUCCCAAAAGAGCACAGACUGCAAUAAACCUGCUGUUAUCACACCAAGAAAGAGCAGUACCACUGGUAAUUCAUCACCAUCAGUUGAAGAGAAAUGUGAAGCUAAAGGGAAAGGCCGUGGAAAAGGAGAAAAGGAAAAAAGGCUUGAAAAAUGUGAAGUCUUCAGCUUGAGCUUAUCGUCAACAGUUGCAAAAUUCACAAGUUCUUAUGAUCUAGUGUCUGUGAAGGAAUCCAGUAACUUCUUGACAAGUUCUACUGAAGUAUCUGAGCUACAGAGUAUGGAAGCACAGGCUAGUAAGGUCUCUACAGUGCCAGUAGCAUCCCUGUCCUAUAGUAGCACAUCUUCUCGCUCUUCACGAACUGCUCUUAUAUUGGCUCGGGGUGGAAAGGACCCAUAUGCAUCCAUUAACCAGCUUCCUGCAAGAGCCUUUAACACUCAUGACUUUAUGACUUUGAAUCCAUGUAAAAUUGUGCUAACAUUGAAAGAUGACAGCUUUGAAAAUGUAGCAGAUGAAGAGAAUCCCCACCACAGGGAGCUUGCACAUGCUGAAGGAGAAUCAAAGCUCACUCCAGACUAUUCAUCAACAACUGAAGAUGCAGUUAAAAUGCUGCUGAAUAAUGAAUCUAAUGACUGUUGCACUUCUCCUGUGGUUGUUACCAUUGAUGUGUCAAUAGAAGAUUAUAUAGAGCAGAGUAAACAAGAUUUUGGUUUGAAUGCAUCUGAUUUUCCACUGGCAAGAAUCAUUUAUAGCAUUGUUGCAGAAAGCAAAGAGUUUGGUACACCUGUGGAAGUGUUACAGGAGAGGAUUCCUGAGAGCCACAAGCAUGAACUGAGUUUAUCACAAUUUUCCCUUGAACAGCAAUUGAGGUUCAUGUGUAAAGCCAAAGUACUUUAUAAAGUUGGUUCAUUUACCUGUUGUCUUGUAACUGCCAGCUUUGUCAAACCCUGGUGUGUGACAUUACUCAAGCCAAAGGAUGAUUCUCAUCCAUUUCAACAAAAUGCACCUGACACUGACAGGAAUGUUUCACUGGCUCGUGAUUCUUUGCCAGUGGUCAUGAGUAACUCAUUAAAACAACAAGAACAAAGUGAGAAAGCACAAAAUGCAUCAGAAAUAGCAGAAAUCUACAAUGAGAAUUCUUCAACCACACAGACAAACCAGACUGGUUCUACCAUCACACAAGUGGCCGAUCAGACUGCCUCUUCACUUCUGUAUGAAGUGGAUAUGAGUCUCCUUGGAAACAUAGUUACAAGUGGAGUAGAAACAACUGGUCAAAAAAGUUGUUCCCCUGAGCCAGCUCAUGACUCACCUGAUAAUGAGGUGAAAACCUCAGAAAGGGGAACGAAGAAAUACAAAGUUAGGAAUUAUGAGCAGUAUUCUGUAAUUUGUCGUCCUUGGGUCACGAUUGAUGGUGAAACUAGUCAGCAGCUGCUGCGAAUGUUCCGAGAGAUGGUUCUUAUGUUGAUUCUAGGCAAUCCUGGGAUUUCACAGAGCCAGGUUUCUAAGCAUUUCUUUGAAGCCUUACGACCAGUGGCAUUACAAGAUAUACUUGAUAGUCUUAUUUUGGAUAGAUGCGUUGUUAAACAUGUUCGUAAACUACCAGUGAAGGUAGCUCUAUUCUCCACAAGUAAACUACAAGGUAAUAAAGUAAUGUGUGUGCAGUGUAUGUGGAAUAAUCACUUCAGAUGUUGUUUUAUAGGUAGAUGGUACAGAUAAGUGAUCGCCACAAUUCAAAUGCACAAAAGUUUAAUUAGUAUGUGCAUCUUAAGCGUGUGUGAGUGAGUGGGUGUGAUUCAACUGAAAUCAAGAUGAUCUAAGAUCGUAAGUCAGGCUGUAGCCAGAUGUGCUGCUACAAGUGUUGAUCAUUUGCAGUGCGCAGCAGUUCUUAAACUAGCAUGUGUGAUAUGUGCAUGCUAAUAGAUGCAUGUCUCAAAGAAAUAUCAUGAAACUGUAAUCACAUACUGAUAUAUAUUUCAUCAUGAAAACAUAGCUUAUUUAAACUGACCAAUAGAUGAAAGUGAAAGCUGUAGUAAUUAUUGAAGUUGAUUCGAGUAGCAUUGUUUACAAGAGCAUUUGUGUUCUCUCACUCUGUUCACUGCUGAAUGCAAAAUUGUCACCGAGUGAGUGCAUGUACUAAGCUCUGAAUGGAUGGUACUUCUAAUUGUACACAUGAACCUGAGGGAUGGCUUCUACCAUAUUGGUCUCUUGCAUGCAAGAGAAUCAAUAUCUUGUAUCUCCUAUUAUCAGUAUGAUAGAUACGGACACCAAUCAAUACGUUCUAUUGUCAGAAUAAGUGAAGAAUACUUUUGUGAGAAGAGUGACACUCAAAAGCCCUGUCUAUAGACAACACAAUACAAUACAAUCCUUUAUUUACCCAUGCAGCAUUUAGGAGGAAUAAAAACUUGUUAAAACAGGUGCGUGCUAAAAAAUGGAAACAAUAAAACUAAACUUAACUACUACAAGCAAUAAAAAUAUUUUGAUAAGAAUAUAUUUAUAUACAUACUAUAUUAAUCUAUAUACAAUCACCAUACAAGUUAGAAAAUGUGCUUAUGUAAAAUAUG